GACAAAGUUUGAUUGAAGAUGCACGUAAGGAACGCGAGGCAGCGGCUGCAGCCGCGGCGGCUGAGGCGGCGGAUGCAAACGAACAAAUCGUGUUUGAAGAGGAUGACGGAAAAGCACUUCUGAUCUCUCUUCACUCUAAGAAUCUCCAAAACUCCGUCUCUGUCCCGCCUCACUGAAAGUUUUCGAGACAUUUGAAGCUAAGAUCCACCACCUGGAGACACGUCCUAGCAGGAAGCCCGGGAGAGCCUGGAGGGGCUGGAGUACUUUGUCCGCUGCGAGGUUCACUUGUCGGACGUCACCACUCUCAUCAGCUCCAUCAAGAGGAUUGCGGAAGACGUCAAAACCACCAAAGAGGUCAAAUUUCAUUGGUUCCCAAAGAAGAUCUCAGAGCUGGACAGAUGUCAUCACCUUGUUGCAAGUUUGACCCAGAUUUAGACCAGGAUCAUCCAGGCUACACCGACCUGGUCUACCGAGAGAGGAGGAAGAUGAUUGGAGACAUAGCCUUCACAUACAAACAUGGAGAUCCUAUUCCCAGGGUGGAGUACACUGAAGAGGAGAUUGGGACAUGGAGGGAGGUGUACUGCACCCUGAGGGAUCUGUAUACCUCCCACGCAUGCAGUGAACACCUGGAUGCCUUCCGCCUGCUGGAACAACAUUGUGGGUACAGCCCCGAUAACAUCCCUCAGCAGGAGGAUGUGUCGCGCUUCCUCAAAGAGCGCACCGGGUUCCAGCUGCGUCCAGUGGCGGGCCUCCUGUCCGCCAGAGACUUUCUGGCCAGUUUGGCGUUCCGCGUGUUCCAGUGCACACAGUACAUCCGGCACGCCUCCUCGCCCAUGCACUCCCCAGAGCCAGACUGUGUUCAUGAGCUCCUGGGCCACGUCCCAAUCCUCGCAGACCGGACCUUCGCACAGUUCUCCCAGAACAUUGGCCUUGCUUCGCUUGGGGCUUCCGAGGAAGACAUCGAGAAACUGUCUACGCUAUACUGGUUCACGGUGGAGUUUGGUCUGUGCAAACAGGGAGGUGUGGUGAAGGCCUACGGAGCAGGCCUGCUGUCCUCGUACGGGGAGCUGGUGCACUCUCUGUCAGAUGAGCCAGAGAGGCGUCAGUUUGACCCGGAGGCCGCGGCCUUGCAACCCUACCAGGACCAGAACUACCAGUCAGUUUACUUUGUAUCUGAGAGCUUCACGGAUGCCAAGGAGAAGCUCAGGUCAUACGUGGCCGGCAUCAAGAGGCCUUUCUCUGUGAGGUUUGACCCGUACACCUGCAGCAUCGAGGUCCUGGACAACCCGCUGAAGAUCCGUGGGGGGCUGGAGGCCGUGAGGGAUGAACUGAAGAUGCUCACUGAUGCUCUGAACAUCCUGUCCUGAUGCCCCUCAUACCUCUUCCUCCCCCAACCCCCACCCCCUGCCCCCCACCCUCUUCCUCCCCCCACCCCCUACAUGUUCUGAACUGCACGUCAUCCUCCUGUGCUUGAACGUGUCCACUGCGCUGGUACCAUGACCUGCUGCUUUUAAUGUCUGACUGUGUGUAGCAAGCUUGAGGAACCUCACGCUGGCAUUGUUUCCAAAGACGUUAAGAAGACAAUGCCUCACUAAAUGUGAUUUUAUUGAGCUGGUGAUAUACAGAAGAUAUGCUGUUUAGAUGC
This is a messenger RNA of Osmerus eperlanus (European smelt), 1645 nucleotides long. It is a transcript of the gene th, whose product is annotated as tyrosine hydroxylase. The record is from RefSeq and is a predicted model, not a curated record. Gene Ontology annotation, cellular component: cytoplasm; perikaryon; axon. The transcript is spliced from 12 exons. Gene Ontology annotation, molecular function: tyrosine 3-monooxygenase activity; iron ion binding. Gene Ontology annotation, biological process: dopamine biosynthetic process from tyrosine. Bases 399 to 1367 code for a protein of 322 amino acids. Lineage: Eukaryota; Metazoa; Chordata; Actinopteri; Osmeriformes; Osmeridae.